CACAUCAAUUUUGUACGUCGCGCGCUCUCAUCUUUCCUCUUCAUUCCCUUUUCUUAUAAAAGGACUCCCGCACUCCGCCUUUCCUUCCAUUCACACUCGUUGUUUCCCUUCGCUAUCUGCUCUCAUCCAUAUAUAUAUACACAUUUUAUAUACAUACAUUCAUUUUUUUUUCUUAGAGAGAGAAACUCUGUUUAGAGAGAGAAGAAAUCAACUAAGCAGCUUAGUUCAUCAAUGGCGAUUUCUCUGAGAAUCAUCCCUCUCUGUGCGUUUCUUACCGCGCUGCUGUUUUUCAACGCAAUUGCGCUGAGUGAAAGAACUGAAGAAAUUAGGCAGCGGAAGAGCUUGAGAAACUUGAGAAACUCAACAAUGGCGGAAAGGUUAGAGGAAUUUGAUAAUCCACACGCUGUAGAUGAUCCAGAAGCUAUCGCUACCAUGGUUAACAUGGCUAUACGUAACAGCACCGAGAGAAGAAAGCUAGGGUUCUUCUCAUGCGGCACCGGGAACCCAAUCGACGACUGCUGGCGGUGCGACCGGAACUGGAUCCGCAACCGCCGCCGCCUCGCCGACUGCUCGAUCGGCUUCGGCCGCAACGCCGUCGGCGGAAGGGACGGCCGUUUCUACGUGGUCACCGACCCCAACGACUACGACGCGGUCAACCCCCGGCCGGGGACCCUCCGGCACGCCGUGAUCCAGGACCGGCCGCUCUGGAUCGUGUUCAAGCGCGACAUGGUGAUCACCCUGAAGCAGGAGCUGAUCAUGAACAGCUUCAAGACGAUCGACGCCCGCGGCGCCAACGUCCACAUCGCCGGCGGCGCGUGCAUCACAAUCCAGUACGUCACCAACAUCAUCAUCCACGGACUACACAUCCACGACUGCAGGCGCACGGGGAACGCUAUGGUGCGGGCCUCCCCAUCGCACUACGGGUGGAGGACAAUGGCCGACGGCGACGGGAUCUCCAUCUUCGGCGCCAGCCACAUUUGGAUCGACCACAAUUCCUUGUCCAGCUGCGCCGAUGGCCUCAUUGAUGCCAUCAUGGGAUCCACCGCCAUCACCAUUUCCAACAAUUUCUUCACCCACCACAAUGAGGUUAUAUUAUUGGGGCACAGCGAUUCGUACACGAGAGACCGGGCUAUGCAGGUCACCAUUGCGUACAACCAUUUUGGAGAGGGCCUGAUCCAGAGAAUGCCAAGGUGCAGGCAUGGGUAUUUCCAUGUGGUGAACAAUGACUACACACACUGGGAAAUGUAUGCUAUAGGUGGCAGUGCCAAUCCCACCAUUAACAGCCAAGGCAACAGAUAUCUAGCCCCGUAUAACCCUUUUGCUAAACAGGUAACACACAGAGUAGUAGGCAAAGGUAUAUGGAGGCACUGGAACUGGAGAUCAGAAGGUGAUCUUAUGCUAAACGGAGCAUUUUUCAUCCCGUCGGGACGUGGGGCCGCAGCAAACUACGCACGUGCCUCAAGUCUAGCAGCUAAAUCAUCUUCAAUGGUAGGAACUCUCACCUCUGGGGCGGGUGCACUUGGCUGCCGCAGAGGCGCACAGUGCUAGUGUGGGGCGGGAGGCUCAUCAUCUCAUAUUUUUAAAAUUAAACAAACAUAAACCAAAAAAAAAAAAGAAGAAAAAAGCUCCUAAAAAAAUCUUUACAUAUAUAUAUCCUUCCAAGUUAAAAAAUUCUUAUGGCAAUUAUGGUCAGCAAAAUCCUCUUUCAGUGUCGUAAACCGUCAAUUUCGUGGCUGCCUUAAUUUCCUCCUAUGAUUUAUAAUAUUAUGACAAGUGUACAUUUCUCUUUCUCUCCUCCUACGAUUUCGCCGUUGCAUCUCUGUUUGUAGUCUUGAGGGUAGUUUUUGCAAGCUGAGGAGAGAGGAAAUAUUUGAGCUUCAAGAAUUUGGUGUAAUUCUCAAUGUACUAGUGUAAUUAUGGUCCAUAUUAUUAUGUAUUAUGAUCGAUAGUUUUGUAAAUCGAUGAUCAAGUCGAAUACAAUCCAAUUUUCAUUGUAUUAAUAAUGUAUUAUUCUAUGCUA
Messenger RNA from Erythranthe guttata (spotted monkey flower), 2020 nucleotides. Its product is annotated as putative pectate lyase 8. Lineage: Eukaryota; Viridiplantae; Streptophyta; Magnoliopsida; Lamiales; Phrymaceae. Gene Ontology annotation, molecular function: pectate lyase activity. The record is from RefSeq and is a predicted model, not a curated record.